AUGUCGAUAUCCCACACCCACCCUAAUUUGUUUCUUCCUCUCCUUCUAUCAUUCUUUUUCUUGCCUGCUGUUUUGGGCGGAACAAACUUCAGAACGUGCAAUGGAAGUUAUGAAAAAUAUCGCGUUAAUGUGGAGACUGUGGAGAUCUCCCCAUACCCUAUUACACGUAGCAGUAAUGCAGACAUUACAAUAACGGGUUAUACAGCCAGAAUCCCUGAUGGAGCAAUUGUGGAACUCACCAUUGCGAAAGCCAGCGCCGGCCACCCUAUAGUUUCCAGUACUAAAACCUACAACUUGUGUGAUAUAGUGAGGUGUCCCAUCAGACCUGGCCGCUUUGCGUUUACUUUAUCUAAAAUAUUCAGUAACGAAGAGCUAAAAGGAAGGAUAUAUGCUAUCACAGUAGGCAUCAAGGAUAAGAAAGACCCAAUGAUGUGCGUCGUGUUCCUUUGUUGGGUUACCGAUGAUGGUAGUAUGUCUCUUAUUAGGCAACCUGCUACGAUGAUGGAGCUUGAAUAAGCCAUUGAAAACCAAACCGGAUGACUUCGUAUCGUACCAAAAUUCCAAACCGAAAAAUUAAUGCAGUGGACGGCUAAGUAUCUGUUCUUUUUUAAUUAAGUUCUUGUUUUGCAAAUAAGAGGAGUAGAAGUGAGCUUCCUCCACAUUUUAUGUUUCUCUUGCUUGUAGGAGUUUAAGUCCAAC
Eruca vesicaria subsp. sativa (arugula) is the source of this 699-nucleotide messenger RNA. The record is from the annotation of a GenBank genome assembly. NCBI's taxonomy places the organism in Eukaryota, Viridiplantae, Streptophyta, Magnoliopsida, Brassicales, Brassicaceae.